GAUUCACAUAUCCAAAUGGCAGCUACUGCUUCACCUGGAUGCCUCAUAGCCAUUUCACAUCCACCUAGUCAUUCAAAGUAGAAACCGGCAGGUAACUAUGAACCCCCAAACACCACCUUCUUCACUUUGUGUAUCUAAUGAAGCACCAAGCUGUGACUCUUUUACCUCCUGAAUACUACUCUCCCCUUCUCUCCAGCCCUACGCUUCCCACAUUAGUUCAGGUCCUCAAGAUCUUUCCUAGAGGUUUACUACUCAGAGUGUGGGUUGUGGAUCAACACCAUUGGCAUCACCUGGGAACUUGUUAGAACAAAGACUCUCAGGCCCCACUGCAGACCUACGGAAUCAGAAUCUGCAUUGUAACAAGAUCUGUAGGUGAUUUGUACUGAAUAAGUUUUGAGAAGCAAUUGCCACAACCUCCUAACUACUCUUUCUGUCUCCAGUUUUGUUUCCCCAAACCCACCCCCAAUUUAACCACUAGAGUGUUUCAUUUAAAGUGUAAGUAUUUCCAUGUCAUUCCCCUUCUUUAAAACCCUUCAUUGUUCCUUCAUCUUCUAAAUAUAAAAUCUAAGCUUCAUAGCUCUCCACCAUCUUGUUUCUGCCUGCCUUCUCCAGGCUUAUCCCCUGCUACUUCCUGGCAUGAUCUAUGUGAGUCAGUACCUGCAAACCACAUAUGGUUUCCAGAAACUGUUACCCUAUUUUUUGUGUCUGUGUCCUCGUUCAUGCUGCCACUUUGUCUAGAAUAUCCCCAUAACACUUCUCCUGGCUAACUCCCACUCAUUCACUUACUUCAAGGUUAAUCUUAUGUGCUUCCUUAACCUGCAUUUCUAAUUAUCUCUUCAUGUGUCUGUCUCCAAUUAGAAUGUAUGGUGUUUGAGGCAAGGGACUUCAUCUAAUUCAUCUAUAUUUCCAGUGCUAUAGAUAGAAACUGGCACAGAAAUAGGCCCACUUCAGUAGAGAUUAGCUUAAUAUAUGUAUCAGAGAACUAUUAAUUAUCUUUAUUUGUUGAGUGUUUAUCCUGUUUUCUACUCUUCCAGGUUUCUACUUAGUGUGAUUCAGCAUAUCCCAGCAAGUUACAUAGAGAUAUGUGUUUUUAUCUAGUAUUAGGAAGAAUGUUGAUUUAGGCAAGUGUAGAAAUGCAAAUGAUAGGGUUUCUGAAAAUAGGAGUAUAUGUUCAGAGAAAUGACAACUUUCACUUGUUAAGGUAUUUUUCCCGUUGCUAGGUUGAGUGUAUCUGAAAUAAGUGGCUUCUAAUUUUGUAGCAUUAGGUAAAUUUGAACUGAGUUUUAACUAUGAGAAGUGUGUGCACUCCUGUCACUUCUAAAUGGGGAGGGCCAUUUUGGCACUCUGAAGUUUUAAUGUUAUUAGAAUGAGGAAAGAAGGAUUUUGAUGAAAUUCUCAUCUGAUGGUGGAGGAGAGGGGAUGAUCAUCAGCAUAAUUUUAUCCAGUCAUUGGAAUCACUUUACAUUAGCCUCUGAAGCAAGAGCUCAGCAUAUUUUCAACCCUACCUUGGCUCUUUCAUUUUGAGAGUAGUAAACAUUUGAACAUUUAAAAAUACCUGGAGAAUUUUAAUUAGCUAAUGAGAAUUUCAAACAACAGUAACAGCAGAUGCCCUCAUUACAAGUGAGCAAGUGGUAAUAAUUUAACAUAUGCCACCUUAACUGUUUCACUCAUCACCCAUUUUCUACUGUCUGCCUUCCUCUCCAUCUGCUGUUGUUUAUAUAUGUUUCUCCCAUAUCUAAUCUUUCUCUUUUUCUUCAUCAUUCUCACUGCUUUCUUCAUAUCCCUCAUCCAGCUCAGAUCUUAUUAGCACAGGAAUGGCUACCAUAACGAUAUGGAACUAAACAUUUAGUAUGAGAACCUAUGUUUGCCAUAUUUGUAGUAUUGCUUUUACAUCUUUAGAUAUGUUCCGGUCCCACAUGCAAGGAAGUGAACAUCAAAUUAAAGAAUCCAUUGUUAUCAAUCUAGUGAAGAAUUCAAGGAAGACACAAGACUCUUACCAAAAUGAGUGUGCAGAUUACAUCAAUGUGCAGAAAGCCAGAGGACUAGAGCCCAAGACUUGUUUCAGAAAGAUGGAAGAGAGUUCUUUGGAAACCCACAGAUACAGAGAAGUGGUCGAUUCCAGACCCAGACAUAGAAUAUUUGAACAAAGACUCCCAUUUGAGACUUUCCAAACAUACCCAGCACCAUACAAUAUUUCACAAGCAGUGGAAAAGCAGUUACCUCAUUCAAAGAAGACAUAUGACUCUUUCCAAGAUGAACUUGAAGAUUACAUCAAAGUACAGAAAGCCAGAGGACUAGAUCCAAAAACUUGUUUCAGAAAGGUGAGAGAGAACUCUGUGGAUACUCGUGGGUACAGAGAAAUGGUUGAUUCUGGACCCAGAUCCAGAAUGUGCGAGCAAAGAUUUUCACAUGAGGCUUCCCAGACCUACCAACGACCAUACCAUAUUUCACCAGUGGAAAGCCAAUUACCUCAGUGGUUACCAACCCAUUCAAAAAGGACAUAUGAUUCUUUCCAAGAUGAACUUGAAGAUUACAUAAAAGUGCAGAAAGCCAGAGGACUAGAGCCAAAAACUUGUUUCAGAAAAAUAGGAGAUAGCUCUGUAGAAAUACAUAAGAACAGAGAAAUGGUUGAUGUCAGACCCAGACAUAGAAUGUUGGAGCAAAAGCUCCCAUGUGAGACUUUCCAGACCUAUUCAGGACCAUACAGUAUUUCACAAGUAGUGGAAAACCAGUUACCUCAUUGCUUACCAUCUCAUGACAGCAAACAGAGACUAGAUUCUAUUAGCUACUGGCAACUCGCCAGAGACUGUUUCCCAGAAAAACCAGUACCCUUGAGCCUUAAUCAGCAAGAAAAUAACUCUGGCUCAUACAGUGUAGAAUCUGAAGUUUACAAGCACCUCUCCUCAGAAAACAAUACUACUGACCAUCAAGCAGGUCAUAAACGGAAACAUCAGAAGAGAAAACGACACCUGGAAGAAGGCAAAGAAAGGCCAGAGAAAGAGCUGUCCAAGCAUAAAAGGAAAAAGAGUUAUGAAGAUACAGAUUUAGACAAAGACAAGAGCAUCAGACAAAGGAAAAGAGAGGGUGAUAGAGUCAGGGUCAGUUCAGGAAAGCUUAAGCAUCGAAAAAAGAAAAAAAGCCAUGAUGUACCCUCUGAGAAAGAGGAACGUAAGCACAGGAAAGAGAAAAAGAAAUCUGUUGAAGAAAGGACAGAAGAGGAAAUGCUUUGGGAUGAGUCUAUUCUUGGAUUUUGAAUGUUUAGUUUUGUUUACCCAAGGUUGAAUUAAAAUAUAUAUAUAUGUGGAUUUAGAAAAAGACAGGAACAUCUGAUGAAGGAAAGGAGAAGUAGAUACAGUCAGUGUCACUUGAGGACACUUAGUUUUUGUAUACAAUUUUAAAUUGAAUUAAAAGGAGGGGGGAAAAAAGCCUAAACUUAACUUCUGAGAAAGAACAUAAGAACUCAAGGAGAACAUAAGAGAAAAGGUAACCUGUUAAAAAAAAAAAAAAAAAAAGACAAGAAUCUGUGUUUUGGAAUGAGUCUACUUUUGGGUAUUGAACUUUUAGUUUUGUUUGCCCAAGAAUUAAUUGAGGAAAUCAGCUAAGAAACUCGACUUAGACAAAAGCAAGAAGAUCAGAUGAAGAAAAGGAGAGGUGGAUACAGUCAGUGUCACUUCAGGAAAGCUAUUUAAGAAAACUUGAAAUUUAAUUGAAAGAAGAAACAACAACAACAAAAAAGCCUAAACCUAGCCUCUGAACAACACUAACAUGAGAACACAAGAACUUAAGAGAAAAAGAAACCUACUCAAGAAAAGACGGAAGAGACAGUGAUUUGGGAUGAAUCUACUGUAGGAUUUUCAACUUUUUAGUUUUGUUCCUUCAAAGUUGAAGGGAAAAAAAGAGUUUGGUUUUAUAAAAUUCAUGUUAUUGGAAUUUUUCUAGGUGGAUGACUACUUUAAUCUCUGAAAAAAGCCAAGUGAAGUAAAAGUAUUCAAUAUGCCUUUUCCUCAAGUUACUUUCCUUCAUUUUCUUAAAAAAGAAAAAAAAUUAUUAAAUGUUUCUCACAUAUCUCACAUAUAAUGUAAUUUCCCUAAAUGAAGUUGUCUCUACUUCUGCUCAUCAAAUUGCUGUGAUAGUGAAUUAUUUACUCAUGGGAGAUAAUUUAUUUUAAAGGACAGAAUUACCAAGCAUUACAAAAUCAAUUCUUUGCUUGGUUUUGUGUUAGUGAUGGUGGUAUUUUAUUGUUGUUUUUCUGUGUUUAUGUGUCUCAGCUUUCUCCAAGGAAUAUGUAUGAAAUAACUUAAACUGAUUUUUUCUUUGUUAAAUCUAAUUUGCAGUGUAUUUUUGCAUUUUCUAGUUCUGAAAGUGGAAAAUGAAACAGUCUAUAAUAAACUUAGAUGACAUAUAGUUUUAAAAA
Rhinopithecus roxellana (golden snub-nosed monkey) is the source of this 4414-nucleotide messenger RNA. RefSeq names its product zinc finger matrin-type 1 (gene ZMAT1). The record is from RefSeq and is a predicted model, not a curated record. The coding region runs from base 1851 to 3254 and encodes 467 amino acids. Gene Ontology annotation, molecular function: nucleic acid binding; zinc ion binding. Lineage: Eukaryota; Metazoa; Chordata; Mammalia; Primates; Cercopithecidae. The transcript has 3 exons.